Messenger RNA from Cylicocyclus nassatus, 678 nucleotides. The record is from the annotation of a GenBank genome assembly. NCBI's taxonomy places the organism in Eukaryota, Metazoa, Nematoda, Chromadorea, Rhabditida, Strongylidae.
AUGAGUCUUGGUAAAAGGCGAGCUGCUCUCACGUUUACUGGUGAUUUCAACGAGCCGGUCAUAGAUGUCACCGACAUGAGAGAUGGCGUCACCCUAGUCCCAGAUAUCCACCAAAACGUAUUUCGACCCGCAAGUUUGCAACAGGUUGUGGCUGAAACGCAUUUUUCAAAAAAAGAGGUACGAGCAAUCUAUAGAGCUUUCAAAGAGACGUCGCCCAAUGCUGUGAUCAACAAACAUAUACUGAGAGAAAAAUUUGCUGAGCUCUUCCCACAUGGUGAGAUUGAGCACUAUUCUGAUCUUCUCUUUGACUCAUUUGACAACGACGGCAAUGGAAACAUCAACUUUCAAGAAUUUGUCAAGGCUCUAUCUGUGCUCUGUCGGGGCACCAUGGAUGAGAAACUCGAUUGGCUAUAUAAGCUAUACGACCCAAAGGGAAAGGGUGAAGUGACGUGGCAACGAAUGUUCUAUGUUAUCACCUCAAUGGAUGACUUAAUGGGAAGGAGAGCUCGUCCAGUGCCAAGUCGAGAACAGCGGGCACAACAUGCACAUAAUGUUUUUCAGAAAUUCGAUAUUGGCAAACGAGGACGAAUAUCCAAGGAAGAUUUUAUAACAGUAUGCAAAACUGAUCAACAAAUAAUUGAAUCUAUGUCAGCGUUGUACACAAUAUUACCGGGUUAA